AUGGGUUUCGCCACUACCAUUCUCCACUCGCAAUUCUUCGUCACGCCGCCGUUCCCGUCGUCCGACUUCACCGGCCAGACCGCCGUCGUCACCGGUGCCACCUCCGGCCUCGGAUUCGAGGCAGCUAAGCACUUCCUGCGCCUCGGCGCAUCCCGCGUCAUCCUCGCCGUGCGGAAUGUCGCCAAAGGAGAGCAGGCGGCGAAAGAGCUCGCGUCCGCCAAGGCUGCACCCUCUAGCACCAUCGAGGUGUGGCAGCUGGACCUCGGCAGCUUUUCGUCCAUCAAGGACUUCGGAGCGCGGAUCGGGACGCUGGACCGGCUGGAUGCCGUGGUGCAGAACGCCGGCAUCAUGACCAGCCAGUUCACCCUGGUCGAAGGGUGUGAGAGCCAGAUUGCAGUCAACGUCAUCAGCCCCGUGCUUCUCGGAUAUCUGGUGCUGCCCAAGUUGCAAGAAUCCGCCGCCAAACACGGUACCAAGGGCAGACUGGCCUUCGUGGGCAGCGAUCUCCAGUUCAUCGCGCCGCUGAAGGAGAAGUCAGUGCCGGGGAGCUUGCUCGACGCGCUCAACUCGGAGAAAACGGCGAGCAUGGGCGAUAGAUAUGGCGUUUCCAAGCUCCUGCUGCUGUGGGCGGUGCGGGACAUGGCCCAGCGCUUCCCCUUCUCCGGCCAGUCCAACGUCGUCAUCGCCUGCCUGACGCCCGGCCUGUGCAAGAGCAAUCUCGUCCGCGACGACGAGAGCUGGAUUGCUGGCGUCAUCAGGCGCAUGCUGAUCGGAAUCGUUGCUCGCUCCACCGAGGUGGGAAGCCGCUGUCUCGUGAAUGCGGUAAAACCAGAACUUGGCGACGAGUGCCACGGCGCCUUUCUGAUGGACUGCAAGCCUUGCCCAGACCUGACGGGCAACUCGAACAAGCCCGAGAUGAAAGAAGCCCGGAGCAAGUUCUUGGACGAGCUGUCUACGCGCCUACAGAGCAUCAGUCCAGGCAUUUUUUAA
This is a messenger RNA of Diplodia corticola, 990 nucleotides long. RefSeq names its product retinol dehydrogenase 12. The transcript has 3 exons. Bases 1 to 990 code for a protein of 329 amino acids. NCBI's taxonomy places the organism in Eukaryota, Fungi, Ascomycota, Dothideomycetes, Botryosphaeriales, Botryosphaeriaceae. The record is from RefSeq and is a predicted model, not a curated record.